Molecule: messenger RNA, 1761 nt
Organism: Symphalangus syndactylus (siamang)
Lineage: Eukaryota; Metazoa; Chordata; Mammalia; Primates; Hylobatidae
Gene: SERTAD3
Product: SERTA domain containing 3
Biological process (GO): positive regulation of DNA-templated transcription
Cellular component (GO): nucleus
Source: RefSeq, a predicted model, not a curated record
UAAUCCCAGCUACUCAGGAAGCUGAGGCGGGAGGAUCGCUUGAGCCCAGGACUUCGAGACUGCAGUGAGCUGUGAUAGCGCUGCUGCACUCAGCCCUGGGCGACAGAGCGAGACCCUGUCUCUAACAGAAAACAAACACAACUCUUGUUCAUUAAGCACUUCCUGUGUGGUGGGCCCUAUAGAUACGUGCCAUCUCCUUGACAGAGGUGGUAAGAAGUAUUUUUUUACGGUCCCCAUUUUACAGAUGAGGAAACUGAGGCCCUGAGAAUUGACUCAUUCAGAUCACUUCCCGUGAUCGCGCAGCUGCAGUUUCCAAUACAGAAUUCAAAUUUGGGAUUCCCUACUUCCAAUCCAGGUCUCUGUGCUCCACACUUGUCUUUCGUGCUCCAUGUUUGAAGAAAUUAGUAUUGUGGAAGAACAGUUUUAAGGCUCAGAGGAGCUUGAGUUAGGAUCCGUACUUGGCAGAUGAGGAAAUUGAUUCUCAUGGAUGUAAAUUCACUGUUUGAGGCCACAACAGGCAAGGCAUCAUGGUGGGAGGCUUGAAGAGGAAACACUCUGAUUUGGAAGAGGAGGAGGAGAGGUGGGAGUGGAGUCCAGCAGGCCUUCAGAGCUACCAGCAAGCCCUGCUCCGCAUCUCCCUAGACAAAGUCCAGCACAGCCUGGGCGCCCGAGCACCCAGCCUCCGCAGGCAUGUCCUCAUCCAUAACACCCUCCAACAGCUGCAGGCUGCACUUCGCCUGGCUCCCACCCCUGCCCUGCCCCCUGAGCCCCUCUUCCUGGGCGAGGAGGAUUUCUCCCUGUCAGCCACCAUUGGCUGUAUCCUCAGGGAGCUGGACACCUCCAUGGAUGGGACUGAGCCCCCUCAGAAUCCAGUGGCUCCCCUCAGCCUCCAGAAUGAAGUGCCACCCCAGCCUGAUCCAGUCUUCUUAGAAGCUCUGAGCUCCCGGUACUUGGGGGACUCUGGCCUGGAUGACUUCUUUCUGGACAUUGACACAUCUGCGGUAGAAAAGGAGCCUGCACGGGCCCCACCAGAGCCUCCUCACAACCUCUUCUGUGCCCCAGGUUCCUGGGAGUGGAAUGAACUGGAUCACAUCAUGGAAAUCAUUCUGGGGUCCUAAAACUGUGAUAGAGGGGAUCCUUCCUCAUGUCAUCUUUGGUGGCCUGGAUCUCUGAAUGCAACUCUGGGUGUGUGUUUUUGUGGGGGCUCUAAGCAGUGACUAUGGCCUCCUUUGUUCCCAUUUCAGGGUUCCACAAACUGUCUUGCAUGUGUGUGUGUGUCUGGUUACCCCGACCUUCUGUGAAGGUGGGUCUUCCUGAAUUAAUUUAUCUAUUCCAAAUGCCUUAACGAGACUCUGUUUCUGGGAGUCUGAUUUUCCACUUACACAUUUCUUCCACCUUUCCUGCUAGUUCCCACUCCCCUGUGACCACUGGGGCCUCAGGGAAGAUAAAGAAAGCUGGGCCUGUUGAAGGAUGACAGGGAUGUGCUGCCAGGUUGCUAUGGAAACCCAGGCUCUGCCUCUUGCACCUUGAGGGGGUGGGAGGGGCUGGUCUCCUCCCUCCAGGCUGAACCCCACUUCCUCGGCAGGACCCCAGUCUCAGCAGCCUUCUGAUUUCAUAACCAGGCCGGACCACGUGCAAUAGGGUGGAAACCAAACUGCUCCAUGCCGCGUUAUUUAAAAGAAUGGCAGAGUUUGUGGUGGCUUUUUUUUUUUUUUUGGAUUGUUUGUAAUUUUUUUUUUAAUAAAAGUAUUUUGGAAGGAG